This is a messenger RNA of Brassicogethes aeneus, 1166 nucleotides long. Lineage: Eukaryota; Metazoa; Arthropoda; Insecta; Coleoptera; Nitidulidae. The record is from the annotation of a GenBank genome assembly.
CUUUAAAAGGGAUGGUAUUGAAUUUAUUUUCACCAUUUCCAUUUAUACUAAAACUCUCUUUUGAUUGUAAAUAAGGUAAAUCCGUGUUAAAAUUUGUUUCAUUAUUGGUAUUUACACUCAAACUUGACAAAAAUUGGCAUUUAAUACCAGGGUUUUUUAGUUUUAAAUUUGUACACAUUUGUUUGGAACCUCUUUUAUGCCUUAUUGCUUGAUAUUUAUUACGUCGAAUUAAAACAUCCAACAUUAAACUGGAAUUGGAACCUUUCAAAUGUUGCUGGUACUUGUAUUUUCUGUUCUUACAGGUACUUUUAAAUAUAUUGUCAGGAUGAAUUGUUUUUGGGCACAGUCUAAGGUCUUGAAUUGUCUCCUUCGGAGUUCUAUUUAUCAUAUCUCCAUCUAUGUUAUUGAUUUUGAACAUGAACGGACUCAACGGACUUGCUGUAUUACUACCUUGAAUAACUUUUUCUCCCAAACAAACUAUAUUGGGCACAGGAGAUUCUUGAUUUAUAACUUUUUUCUUUUUCUUGUAAAACUGCAUUAAAUGCUGUAAUAUAAGCAAUCCCAUCUUAAACAUAAAAUUUUGAUAAAAAAUGACACUGAAAGAAUACAAAAGUCAACCUAACAUUUUAACUCAAAAUUUUUGUGUUAAUUAAAAAACCUUCAAAAUGGGUUUUAAAAAAAAAUGUCUAACGAACUUUCCACUAAAAAUGUAGAGGUCCAAACGAUAUUAAAUGUCCGUCCGUUUAUAUUGGAUUAUCCCAAUAUUGCAAAAGUUACUGCGAAUAGAACAACUCUAACAGAAAUUGCCAUCAAGCCUGUAGAAGAGACAAAGCAGUUUUACUCUCUACUGCAAUAUACACCAUACCAAGACAUACGCAAAGGCAGCUUAAGAACUCUUAAUUUACCAAAAGCACCGACACUAAGUUUUAGGAAAACCUCUUUACCCAAAGGAUUUACGAAACUAAAGAAAAAAGCUUUGAAAUUGACUUUAUGUGACGAUGAUGGUUUUAGCGAGGUCUGUUCAGACCUUUUACGAAGACAAGAACAGGAUGUAUUGGUGGUUCCUGAAAUUGACAACAGUACACAGACUAAGAUCUUGGUAAUGCCCCAUAUACUGAACCAAAAUGCCAUUGCUAAAGUUUAUGCACUCAAAUAGUUUCUUGUAA